AUGGAACAAACAGACAUGUUGAGCUUGAAGAAGGAUGUUGGCUAUUGGUUAUUUAUUAGUGAAGUCAAAUCACAAGCUAAUGAAUUAUUCAUCAUUCAUGGCUUGAUGUUAACAAACAUCUUUACAACUUUAACAGAAUUCAAACUUUUUGAAGAGCUUAAUGAAAAGCUAAGAAAAUUAAUAUUAAUAAAAGUUUUGAUAUCCAUUAAAUUAGUUCGUGAUGAUUGCUUCAGUGGGAUUUUCUUUUGUUAUCCAAAUACACCCACGCACGUCGACAAGUAG
Clunio marinus is the source of this 282-nucleotide messenger RNA. The record is from the annotation of a GenBank genome assembly. NCBI's taxonomy places the organism in Eukaryota, Metazoa, Arthropoda, Insecta, Diptera, Chironomidae.